Molecule: messenger RNA, 291 nt
Organism: Suillus plorans
Lineage: Eukaryota; Fungi; Basidiomycota; Agaricomycetes; Boletales; Suillaceae
Exons: 2
Coding region: 1-291 (96 amino acids)
Source: RefSeq, a predicted model, not a curated record
AUGUCAGGUGAUGCUGGCGCAGCCUUAGCGAAUGAGAUUACGCAGCUCAGCUUUGACCUUCGUAACGCCUAUGAUGAUGUCGUCUCACGAUCCGCAUGCUCCCUCAUUUUUCUCGGCUUCUUCUACCUCCACCGUUUUCAGACCUUCAGAGGGCAGCUGAAGGAGGUCCAGCUAUCAUCGUCAAUGCUAGCCGAAAUCUCCGAGUCGUCCUUCAAGUUCCAGUCCUUCGUAAAGCAAUUUGGUUCAUCUGAUCAUCAAAACGAGUUUGUCAACAUCCUUUGCAAGCUUUGA